CCCCUCUAAACGCCUUCCGAUUUAUACCCUCUUUCACUCUUUAUAUAUAUAUAUAUAUAUAUGGAUCUGAAAAUUCGUGUUUGUCCACACUUUUAUUCUCUCUCUAGAUUUCUAGCUCUCUGAAGAUCACACGUUUUUUUCCCAGCUGCAUUUGUAAUCGAGGCGAAGAAUCUAAUGGCAGAUUCUAAUACCGAUUCCGAUACCGAUACCAACUUCUUGAAGGAGUUUAAGAUUCCAAAUUACAUACUAUUACCCAAUGAACCAAAGGAUCAUAUUUCUCCUGAAGAUGAACCCAAGUGUCCGGUCAUCAUUUUCAUCAACUCCAAAAGUGGAGGCCAACUUGGUGGUGAUCUUCUUGUGACCUAUAGGUCUCUUCUCAACGAAAACCAGGUUUUUGAUUUGGGGGAAGAAGGUCCGGAUAAGAUUUUGCGCCGAAUUUAUGUUAAUCUUGCAAAGUUGCAGAGGGAAGGAGAUAAGUUUGCCACUCAUAUCCAGGAGAACUUGAGAUUAAUUGUUGCAGGUGGUGAUGGAACCGCAGGGUGGCUUCUUGGAGUUGUUUCUGAUCUCAAGUUAUCUCAUCCACCAGCAAUUGCAACAGUGCCCUUAGGAACAGGAAACAAUCUUCCAUUUGCAUUUGGCUGGGGGAAGAAAAAUCCUGGGACAGAUGAAAAUGCGGUAAAGUCAUUUUUGCGUCAAGUAAUGGAUGCUAAGGAAAUGAAAAUCGACAGCUGGCAUAUUAUAAUGAGGAUGCGGGCUCCAAAAGAAGGUCCAUGUGACCCUAUUGCUCCUCUUGAACUACCACAUUCUCUACAUGCAUUUCAACGUGUCUCUGAUACAGAUGAGCUAAACAAGGAGGGUUACCACACAUUUCGUGGUGGAUUUUGGAACUACUUCAGCAUGGGAAUGGAUGCUCAAGUAUCAUAUGCAUUUCAUUCUGAGCGGAAGUUGCAUCCUGAGAAGUUUAAGAAUCAGUUAAUUAAUCAGAGUACUUAUGCAAAGAUUGUGGGCAGUCAAGGCUGGCUUUUCGCUUCUCUUUUCCAUCACUCUUCCCGGAACAUUGCCCAAUUAGCAAAGGUGAGCAUAAUGAAAAGACAAGGUAGAUGGGAAGAGCUUACCAUUCCUCAGAGUAUUAGGUCAAUUGUGUGCCUCAAUUUGCCUAGCUUUUCCGGCGGAUUAAAUCCUUGGGGGACACCUAACAGCAAGAAACUUCGAGAUAGAGACUUGACUGCCCCAUAUGUAGAUGAUGGCCUUAUUGAGGUCGUUGGUUUUAGAGAUGCUUGGCAUGGACUUGUUUUGCUUGCUCCAAAAGGGCAUGGAACUCGUCUUGCUCAGGCUCAUCGAAUCCGCUUUGAGUUUCACAAGGGUGGUGCUGAUCACACUUUUAUGAGGAUUGACGGGGAACCAUGGAAGCAACCCCUCCCUGUUAACGACAAUACCGUUGUUGUAGAAAUCUCCCACCUUGGCCAGGUAAACAUGCUUGCUACACAGGAUUGUAAGUCUAGAAGUUUAAGUGAUCCUUCAACACCUUCAAAUCACGGAGCUGACGAAGAAGACGACAGUAACGGAGAUGACUCUGUAACAGGGGAAGAGUAUAGGAAGUUUGGUGCAGCAGACACAUUUAAGAUCCCAGAUGGAGUUGAUAUCUCUCACCUUAGUUAAGCCAGUUGAUGAAAUAUCGAGCUAUUUAUCUUCCCUUAACAAACACCGUUUGUCCUGUAAUUUAAGAAUAUGCUUUUUUUUUUUCCUUUUUUGGAGGGAAAUAUAUAUUAUCACUCUUAUGAUCGAGAACAUGAGAAUGGAAAAAAUGUACGAAAGGUGUCAUUCACCCUCUGUAUUUAUCAUAAUAUAAUUAAUUAUUUUGUUGAUUACUUAA
Molecule: messenger RNA, 1873 nt
Organism: Humulus lupulus (European hop)
Lineage: Eukaryota; Viridiplantae; Streptophyta; Magnoliopsida; Rosales; Cannabaceae
Product: diacylglycerol kinase 5-like
Exons: 13
Coding region: 175-1659 (494 amino acids)
Molecular function (GO): ATP-dependent diacylglycerol kinase activity
Source: RefSeq, a predicted model, not a curated record